This is a messenger RNA of Lachancea nothofagi CBS 11611, 1182 nucleotides long. The record is from the annotation of a GenBank genome assembly. NCBI's taxonomy places the organism in Eukaryota, Fungi, Ascomycota, Saccharomycetes, Saccharomycetales, Saccharomycetaceae.
AUGCCUCCAAAGAAACAAGUUGAAGAAAAAAAACUGCUUUUAGGCCGUCCAGGUAACAACUUGAAGGCCGGUAUUGUGGGUCUUGCUAACGUUGGUAAGUCCACUUUCUUCCAGGCUAUCACAAGAUGUCCAUUGGGAAACCCAGCCAACUAUCCAUUCGCCACGAUUGAUCCUGAAGAAGCCCGUGUGACCGUGCCAUCGCCAAGAUUCGACAAGCUUAGUGAAAUCUACAAGCCAGCGUCGAAAGUCCCUGCUCAUUUGACUGUUUACGAUAUUGCCGGGUUGACCAAAGGUGCUUCUGCCGGUGAAGGUCUAGGUAAUGCGUUUUUGUCACACAUCAGAUCCGUGGAUUCUAUCUACCAGGUUGUGCGUUGUUUUGACGACGCCGAGAUCAUUCACAUCGAAGGUGACGUGGAUCCAGUACGUGAUUUGGACAUUAUCAACACCGAAUUGAGGCUCAAGGAUAUCGAGUUUUCUGAGAAGCAUUUGGAAGGUAUUUUCAAAAUCACCAGAAGAGGUGGUCAAUCUUUAGAGGUCAAGCAAAAGAAGGAAGAAGCUGCCUUGGUGGAAAAAAUCAUCGAGCUUUUGAAGACCGGUCAAAGAGUCGCCAACCACUCUUGGUCUACUAAGGAGGUCGAAAUCAUUAACAGCAUGUUUUUGUUGACAGCCAAGCCUUCUAUCUACUUGAUCAACUUGUCCGAAAAGGACUUCAUUAGAAAGAAAAACAAGCAUCUCAUGAGAAUCAAGGAGUGGAUUGACACCUACUCUCCAGGUGAUUUGGUCAUUCCAUUCUCCGUUUGUUUGGAAGAAAGACUAUCUCACAUGAGCUUGGAAGAAGCCGACGAAGAACUAAAGAGCUUGGGUGUUGACUCUUCGCUACCAAAGAUUGUCACAACCAUGAGACAAAAGUUGGAUCUGAUCUCUUUCUUCACAUGUGGUCCUGAUGAAGUUCGUGAAUGGACUAUCAGAAGAGGCACCAAAGCUCCACAAGCCGCUGGUGUCAUUCAUAAUGAUUUGAUGAACACUUUCAUUCUUGCACAAGUGAUGAAAUACGAAGACGUUGUUGAAUACAAGGACGAAGUUGCUAUCAAGGCAGCUGGUAAGAUGCAACAAAAGGGUAAAGAAUAUGUUGUAGAAGAUGGUGAUGUUAUUUACUUCAGAUCUGGUGCUGGUAAGAACUAG